Vespa velutina is the source of this 2622-nucleotide messenger RNA. RefSeq lists its product as uncharacterized. NCBI's taxonomy places the organism in Eukaryota, Metazoa, Arthropoda, Insecta, Hymenoptera, Vespidae. Bases 1254 to 2402 code for a protein of 382 amino acids. The record is from RefSeq and is a predicted model, not a curated record. The transcript has 7 exons.
GAAAAAAAAAAAGAAAGAAAAAGAGAAAGAAAAAGAAGUAGAAAAAAAUGAAGAAAAAAGAAACGAUAAAUAAAGAACACCCUCAACGUGAAAAAUUCUUUCACAAAACUUAUAAAAAUGAAGCCACCAAGGUAGCGGAGGAGGAGGGGUAAGAACGACGAAAUAAAAAAAAAAGAAAAAAAUAAAAAAAUAAAAAAAUAAAAUAAAUACAAAAUAAAACGAAAAAGAAAAGAAAAAGGAGAAAAUAAAACGAGAGAAAGAGAAACGAAAAUAAAAAAAAACAAAAAAACAAAAAAACAAAAAAUAAUAACGAAAGAGGAAAAAAAAAGGAAAAAGAAAAUAAUUUAAUCCGGCGAAUCCAAUAACAGUUGGAGAUCGUUUCGAGUUCGGAAAGACGAGUGACACUUUCGUUGAAGUGCACACCUUCGAUGUUAGCUCUGACGAUGCAACGAAGACUCGUCGUCGUCGUCGUAGUCGUCGUCGUCGUAGUCGUCGUCGUAGUCUUCGUUGUCCUCGUCCUCGUCGAAAGGGGUGGGCCGCCCUUUCUAGCGACGCUUUCCACCCUCUACGAACAGCGCCGCCGCUACCACUACCACCACCACCACCACCAUUGCCACCACCACCACCACCACCACCAUCACCACCACCACACCACCACCACCACCACCAUCACUACCACCACUACUCUUCAACCAUCUAGCCAGCCAGCCAGCCAGCCAGCCAUCCAGCCAGCCAGCCAGCCAGCCAGCCAGCCAGCCAGCCAGCCAGCCAGCUUCCUCCUGGUGUCCGCACGUAUACCAGAGAGCGACUGCUGAGUUUCGUGGCUCCUUCGGUUCACUCAGUAGCGCCGGGUGUUUCGACGCGGCAAGAGCUUAUAAUUUGCCCUAGUGUUGCCCUACCAUCCUCCAUUUCUCCAUCGAAUUUUUACACGCCAUCGAAUGGAUCUCGCGGGAUAAGGGAGCCGCCCAGCCGCGAAAACGCGCAAAACCCUUCCUACCUUUAGCAACCUAGACGACCAACCCCACUCUCUCUCUCUCUCUCUCUCUCUCUCUCUCUCUCUCUCUUUCUCUCUUUCUCUCUCUCUCUCUUCACUCUACUCCGCUUGCGACUCCUCGACGCGCAUGAAAACAUCGGCGCGGCGCGUGCAAUCUUUGUAGUUGACUGGGUGACAGCGUGUGCUUUGGAUCCUACGGAUAGUUUUCUUCGGAGGAUUAUAUUUUCUGAUUUUGAUAUAAUCGAAGGAACGUGGAGUUAUGCCAGUGACGAGAGUGCCAACUGUCUUUCAUCCUGACGGUGGUGGUAGUGAUGUGAAUGAUGAGAUAAAUCAUUCGAAGCUAUCGUCGGACCAGUGUUACAAAUCUGUACUCAAUUGUGAUACUACUAUUACUUCUGCUAUUACUACUACUGUUACUAAUAAUAUCGGUACCAGUGCUGCUGCUAUUACUACUACUACUACUACUACUACUUCUUGUUCUCGUGCUAUUGGUUGUGCUCAAUCACGAAAACGUAACGAUUACGCAUUUGUGACUUUUCUUCGGGUCAACAUGAGAGCCGCUAUCAUCGGUGUUAUCGGUGUCCUCGUUGUCCAGUUCGCUGGUACACUUGGUAUAUCCAGCAAAGGUGGCGACAUCAAAGUCGAAAUAAAAAUGCCAAGAGAAGCCGAGGAAGGUGCCACAAUCGAAUUAAGAUGCGAAUGGCGACUUUUGGGUGGUGCUGGUCUUUAUUCUGUCAAAUGGUACAAGGACGAACAUGAAUUUUUCCGAUAUGUACCAGAUAACGAUCCUAAAAUACAAACAUUUCCACAACUUGGUAUACAUCUCGACAAGAGGUCAAACAGCGAAAAGUCGAUAAGGUUGGCGAACGUGAGGUUGGAGACAUCCGGUCAAUACAAAUGCGAGGUAUCAACAGAGGGUCCAUCGUUCGCCUCUUUUCAUAAAACAGCUAAUUUGACUGUAAUUGCUCUUCCGGAACGAGGACCGGAAAUCACGGGCUUAACCUCGCACUACGCCGUUGGCGAAAACGUGACUGCCAACUGUACGGCCUGGCCUUCGAUACCAAAAGCCGAUCUUCGCUGGACCAUCAAUGGAGAAACGGUGCCAGCAGAAUACACGGUACAGCAUCCACCUCUGGCUCCAAUAAACUCCAAAGGUAUACCUAACAGCCUUGGUUUACGUCUGGAAGUAGAACCAAGACACUUCGGUGGUGGGCUGGUUAAGAUCAAAUGCAUCGCCAAAGUCGGUUCUCAUACGUACGAAGCUAAGAGGGACGUCCUGAAGGCCUAUGUGAACAACCAGAGGCUGAGUGCUGGUGAUCUUCGUAGCAACAGAGCUUGUCGUAACGACGAUCGAUUUCUCUAUGGUCCUCUGAUCUUUUCGAUCGUUUUGAUCGUCGUUGCAACGUGACCGUGCAGAACGUGAACAAAGUUAUCCGCGAAUCACGCUUUAACGCGUAUUACGUCACAUCUGCCAGACGGAUUCAGUGUCAGUCGUCCGAUCCUUACGUAUAAUAUUAAUCUAGCCGUUAAGGUAUUAGAUGAGUGAUCUACUAUGAUCCGAACGACGAUGAUUAUUAUUUUUUACUUUCAUUUCUUUUUUUCUCUCUCUUUCUCUUUCUCUCUCUCUC